Molecule: messenger RNA, 585 nt
Organism: Brugia malayi
Lineage: Eukaryota; Metazoa; Nematoda; Chromadorea; Rhabditida; Onchocercidae
Exons: 5
Coding region: 1-585 (194 amino acids)
Biological process (GO): transmembrane transport; lipid transport
Cellular component (GO): intracellular membrane-bounded organelle; membrane
Molecular function (GO): lipid carrier activity; ABC-type transporter activity
Source: RefSeq, a predicted model, not a curated record
AUGCAUAUAUUUUAUCUAAGUGAAAUAUUUAGUGAUAGUGAUAAUGAUAGUGUUACUGAUGAUGAUAGCGUUAGUCACAAUAACAAUGGCGAUAAUGAUAAUGUUAGUCAUAAUGAUAGUGGUAAUGAUGGUGAUAACGAUAAUGAUAAUAUCAGAGAAAGUGAUACUGCCUUAGUGCUUACAUCACAUAGUAUGGAGGAAUGUGAUGCGCUUUGUACACAAAUUGCAAUUAUGACAAACGGUGAAUUCCGAUGUCUUGGCAGUACGCAGCAUAUUAAGUCAAAAUAUGGUAGUGGAUAUAGCUUAGCAAUACGAUUAUACACAACUAAUCAAAUUGAAUCAGCAAAAGAAUUGAUAACAAAAAUGUUUCCUAAUGCUCGAUUAAUGGAUGAGCAUAUAUUACAUUUAAAUUAUGAAUUAAUGAUAGAGAAAGGACAGAAAUGGUCAAUGCUCUUUGAAAAAGUGGGAAAGCUAGCAGAAUUAAUAGAUGCAGCAGAUUAUUCAAUCAGUCAAACAACGCUUGAUCAGAUAUUUCUCGAUUUUUCACGAAAUGCAAGAACUGAUAUUGUUAAAUCUCAUUUCUGA